AUGCAGCUAGAUUCUGUCCCCUACGAUCCAGAUGAGGCUCCUUCACCAGGCACUCCUCAGAUGAAAGCAGUGCAUCCCAAACUCGAACUCACAGAGAGCCCUCCUCCGGACAUACCACGCGCUCAAGUCAGUUUCAGCCCUCCUCCCAUCGACGGAUUCUCCAAGUCUAAUCGGUCAAAGAUCGUGCCCGUGGGUGGUGAUGCCGUCCUCGUCUCUUAUCUCGGCGGCCACCGCCACCAAGACGUAGCCCAGGCUGCUGGCCAGCUGGCAUUGCCUGGCAGCGACGACCCCUUUGAGCUCUCCGACGACGACGCCUCUCCGCAAAAGAGCCCGUCGCGAGACACCAACGCCGACCCCUUGGCUGGCGCCGACAUCAUACCACGGCCGCAUGUCGUCACUGCCGCUGCCGCUGCCACGGGCCAUCAUAAUAGUCUGCGGGCCGUUGCCGCCGAUGCCCUAGCCGCGGGCGGGGACGUCGGACUCUUCCAUGGGGAGGAUAAGCCCAGCGUUGAUCUGUCAGCCUCAACCUACAAUCUCUCGAUUCAUGACGAUGCCGUCUCUAGCCCCAGUCGCCACGUUCAAACCCCGCCGCUCUUGGGCGGUCGUCUCGCCACGGCAGACAGCGCAUCGCGAGCGCUGCUGUCGCCCAGCUCCAGCGAGUUGCUGCCCCCUUUGCUAGACUCGCCCAAGCGCGACGGCGCCAACGGGCCGAUCCUGCCCUCCAUACAAAAAACCCUGGGCGACACUCUGAACGAUAGACCCCAUCAUCAUGUCGCGACCGACAUGCCGACGCCCAGCGACAGCCGAGACCUGCCGAGGCGUCACACCGGCGGCGAUGCGCGACCUUAUUCUCUGUCUCCAACCGUAGGUGUUCCGCGCUUCUCGUCCAUUUCUGCCGCCAGCCAUGCGUCGCACCCAAUUUCUCCCAGCGAGGCGUAUCAGCGCAGCUUUCCAUCUCCCAACUCCCUUCCCGCCUCCAGUCCUGACAAAUUCGCUUCCAAUGGUUCCAUGCAUCGCUCCUCCGUCGACUAUGCAAGCAGCAACGCCUCCGGCAAACCCCUUCAGUCCAGCUACACCAUGGCCUCGCCAGCUGCCGUGGCGUCCGUAGCGGAUCGCAUGAGCAUCGAUGGGAUCACCCACCCUCAGGUCGGCAGCUACAGUUGCACGUUCGAGGGGUGUACCGCUCCGCCGUUCCAAACGCAGUACCUUCUCAACUCUCACGCUAAUGUGCAUUCUUCAGCCCGUCCACACUACUGCCCCGUGCGUGGAUGCCCUCGUGCGGAAGGUGGAAAGGGGUUCAAGCGGAAGAAUGAGAUGAUUCGGCAUGGCCUGGUCCACGAUUCUCCCGGAUACGUCUGUCCUUUCUGCGCAGACAGGGAACACAAAUACCCCCGGCCAGACAAUUUACAAAGACAUGUCCGAGUUCACCACGUGGACAAGAGUAAAGAUGACCCCUUAUUAAGGGACGUGUUAGCACAACGCCCCGAUGGCCCAAGCAGAGGCCGCCGAAGGAGAGCGCAAGUCUAG
Molecule: messenger RNA, 1527 nt
Organism: Trichoderma reesei QM6a
Lineage: Eukaryota; Fungi; Ascomycota; Sordariomycetes; Hypocreales; Hypocreaceae
Exons: 2
Coding region: 1-1527 (508 amino acids)
Biological process (GO): regulation of transcription by RNA polymerase II
Cellular component (GO): nucleus
Molecular function (GO): DNA-binding transcription factor activity, RNA polymerase II-specific; RNA polymerase II cis-regulatory region sequence-specific DNA binding
Source: RefSeq, a predicted model, not a curated record